This is a messenger RNA of Bactrocera tryoni, 1947 nucleotides long. Its product is annotated as alpha-tocopherol transfer protein-like. Gene Ontology annotation, cellular component: membrane. The record is from RefSeq and is a predicted model, not a curated record. The coding region runs from base 640 to 1614 and encodes 324 amino acids. The transcript has 5 exons. Gene Ontology annotation, molecular function: phosphatidylinositol bisphosphate binding. NCBI's taxonomy places the organism in Eukaryota, Metazoa, Arthropoda, Insecta, Diptera, Tephritidae.
CGUUCGUGGCGGUUCGUAAAUUGUGAUUAAAACGUGUUAGGACGUGUUAAAUUACAUGUGAAAAUAUUGUGGAAAUAAUUUGCUGUAAGAAAAGCACGUGCGAGAUUGUCAACAGUGCAGAGGAAAACUAAGAAAUAAAGAGAUUAUAAGAAAAAAGUUAAGCAUAAGGCAAAGAAAAUCGUUUAAAAAAUAUAAGAAGUGCAGCAUUGCGGGCGACUUGCUGUGCAUUGGUUACAUUAAUAACGGCAAUUGUAGCAACAAAAUCAGCUCUCGUUACAGCAAAUGAUUUCUAUUUGUUGCUUUUGUUAGCUGCAGUGCCCUUUUACAUAACCUCAUUUACACGCAUCGAGUAUUUUCUUUGCAAAUGACUAAAUGCAUUUCAAAUAACGGCACAUAAAUUAGUGUUAGUGUUUUGUUGUUUAUGUUUAUACAGUUACAUAGAAGUGCUGGUUACACUAUUUUGUGCGCUUUUAAUAAUUGUUUGAAAACUCGUCGACUUGCCACAACUGUGACUUUGUCAAUAACGAUUUUUUCAGCAAGCAGUUGGAGUGAUUGCAAGCUAUUAUAAUUACUUGAACGACCAGUUUUCAAAGUAAGCGGUCGAACAAAAAUAAACACAAUUACAGCAGCAGUAAAAAUAUGGCAUUGAUAAGUGCAGAGCUGCCGGUAACACAUCUUAAUGGCGUUGCAACAUUUGGGAUCCCAACGAUGCUUUCCGAGGUUACCGAACUGCCCGCCGUGCAAUUGGGCGAGUAUACGCUGCAAUUUGAAUUGGGCGAACCUACAGAACGUGCCAAGGAAGUGGCCCUAAAGGAGCUACGCGAAACGCCAGAAAAUAAAGAAGCGGCGACUAAAGAACUAAGGCAGUUAUUGGAAGCCCAGACAGACUUGCUUUACCCAAAGGACAAUGAUGAAUGGCUAGUGCGAUUCUUGCGGCCCUGCAAAUACUAUCCGGAAAGUGCGCGUGAUUUGAUUAAACGUUACUACGCCUUCAAGCAGAAGCACGCCAACGUCUAUGACGGCCUUACGCCGAGCAAAGAGGCGAACAUUUUCGAGCACAACAUACUCACAGUUUUUCCGAAUCGCGAUCAAUGCGGUCGGCGUAUCUUGUUACUCGAGCUGGGCAAACGCUGGAAGCACAAGCAAGUCACACUCGAUGAGGUCUUCAAGGGCGCUGUACUAUUCCUCGAGGCGGCCAUGUUGGAGCCGGAGACACAAAUUUGUGGCGCUAUUGUGAUAUUCGAUAUGGACGGUUUGAGCUUGCAACAGACCUGGCAAUUUACGCCGCCCUUCGCCAAGCGCAUAGUCGAUUGGCUGCAAGAUUCUGUGCCGCUGCGUGUCAAGGCCAUACAUAUUGUGAACCAGCCGAAGAUUUUCAACGUUGUCUUUGCGCUCUUCAAGCCAUUCUUGCGUGAGAAACUGCGUUCGCGUAUCUAUUUCCACGGCAAUGAUCGCGAUUCGCUGCACAAACACAUCUCGCCGAAAUGCUUGCCAGCCACGUAUGGUGGCGAUUUGGAGUUGAAACGCGUCGACGGCAGUCAGUGGUAUGAAUUGCUGUUGUUGUGCGAUAAGGAGUAUGUGGCGAUAAACUCGUAUGGCUAUAAAAAGAAGUAAGCUGCUGUGGGAGUUUGGGGUUAAUGGCGCGGUAGCGCAAGCUUCGGGUAGUGAAAAAGUGUGUAUAACUUCUGCUAUGUUGCCAAUUUUCUGAAAUUAUUGUCGAACAAAAAUAUACCACAAAAGCACUGCGUGCAAUAAAAAAAAAACAAAUUUUUACAAAUAAAUGUCUACAAAUUUCCAAAUUGCUUAAGUGAUAAUAAUUAUAAAUUUUCAAAUAGCUAUAAGUUAAGUGUAUUUAAGCUGUGGAUCAGACAUUUUCAAAAACGUAUAAAUACAAACUGUCAGGCAACACAAAAAUCAGUCAGACAGCUCAAAAUCUAAAAGAAAAAA